UACGGUAUCUAAAAAAAGAAACAUUUCUUUCCAAAUCGAAAGAAAAUUAACGGGCAUAUAUGGGCUCUCAUGUUGCCUGAAAUACCGGUGAAGACCCACUACCAAGGUUUUCGUCAUUGGCGACAGCUAUCUACCCCCCUCUCUCUCCACCCCUUUUCUCGCGCUGCUUCUCGUAUAGCAUGCUCGCGGAGGGGAAUGGAGCUCCAAUGUCAUUUCUCCGCUAGUUGGCAAACGCUGUUUUAGACAGAUGCGUCUGAAAUGGUGGCAAAUUAUCGAGAAUUGUGUCUUCGUGUAAUAAAGAACCGUUGACAAAGACGAUGACGGUCUUCUAAAAAAAUAAAUUAUUUCUGGCUUAAAUUACCUUUCGUGUGGUGUUUUUAACACAAGUGAAAUAUUUUUCUGAUUAACGGAUUAGGACGUCUGUAUUGCUCCAGAGAGGGAUUGAUUGAUCGAUUGAUAGUUGUAUAUGGGCACGUCAAAUGAUUAUGGUCAUUAGUUUUUGUGUAACAGUGUUCUAAUAUUAGUUUGCAACUUUUCCUGACAUAUUUAAGGAUUUAAUUUGAAUAUAUAUUACGUAUUUAAUUAAUUUCAGAACUCGUCUAUAAUUAUCUCGUUAUAAAAUAAGGUUUUUGGUGCCAAAAUGUGAAUUUCAAAUACACCGCUAGAAAGAAUUUCAGGAACGCCGCUAGGGUCGCUGUUGUAUGAUACGGAAGGAAGAGCACUGUCAGUAUUUUGCACGCACCUUGUCCUGAGUGGUCGACAUUCUUUCCCUUGUUUACGUCAGAUGUGCGACCUUGACCGAAAAGAUCAAUGGUUGACACUUCCAGGUAGGCGGGGUUUGUUGGAAUUAUUGACGUACUGUAGAAGAUCUUAGAGCAGUAGUCCACUAUUUUUCCUAUGCGUGAGAUAAUUCAUUAAAUAAAACGUACUGAGACUCUGCGUGUAAAGACAACUAUGGCAGACGAUGGGGGAGGACCUCUUCCACCAGGUUGGGAUAGGAAAUAUGAUCAUCGCACGGGACGGUACUACUUCAUUAACUAUUUCAAUAAAACAACAACAUGGGAGGAUCCAAGAUCUCGGUACCGCCAGUUGAAUCAAGUUACUCCUCAGCAUGUACCUGCACCUACCAUGGUAGAAAACAUACCUCUCCAGGACAUGACAGCAGUACGACCGAGUCCAAUUCCGGGGCGUGUGGCAGCAAGUAUGGGACCUGCGAGGGGGACCCCAUUCUCAUCCCCGGCACGUAGCACUAAUGCCACCGUGGAGAGUUCUCUGAGCACUGAUCCUGAUGUAGCAGUUGCCAAAAUUGGGGCCAUGUUUCCUACAGUCAGUGAUACUCACAUUCGAACUCUUCUUAUGAAGUACCACAAUCGCGAGGCAGUGGUGGUGAGUGCCCUGCAGGUUGAGAAGCAUCCCCUGUCCACCCCUGGGCCAUACGCUACACCACCUGCAGCUGCACGCCGGCCAGGGCAUAUGUUGUGGGAGGGGCCAGGCUCUCGAUCAGGCAGUCCAGCUCCUCGCCCCCCGCACUCCUCGCCCAAGAUGAAGCUGAGGUGGCCAGAGAAUAAUAUGCAGUGGAAUGGAUUUAUACUUUCUCUGGAGUUACCUGAUAUGUGUUCUUCUUUUGCUGUUAGGAUUGCUUUGAAGUAUCUGAAAAGCGUCUUCCCUAAAGUUGAAGAAACUUUGCUCUUGGAUAUUCUUAGCAACUCGGAUAACAAUGUGCAGAAAGCUACUGAGAAAUUACAGACAAUGGGCUUUGAGAAGAGAGACACUCCACCCCCUCGUCUCACUUUGCGUGGUAAAAGUGAGGAGAGCAACACAAGCCAACCACGUCCAACUGCACAACCAACUCCUCCCCCACGAAUGAAAUCUGUGGAGGAGAAACAAAAAAUGAAAGUUCGUCUGCAGGAACGUCACAAGGAUGUUCCAGAACGUGUGGUUGGGAUUGCUCUAGAUAGUGUUGACUAUGAUGAAGAUAGAGCUUCUCAAAUAUUGCAGUUCAUGGUUCAAGAGGAACAGCGCUCACAAGCAUCUUCCAGUCAACAGAGAAGUGGAUCAACUGAUUCUAAACAAGAAGGUGCCUCAGAAGCUGAUGUGAAACCGAGUCCUGAAUCAAGUGCAUCACGAUCUACUCCUCGUAAAAGUGAAUCUCCAGCUCGUAAGCCUCUGAUUGAGAAAUCUCCAGCACACACUAUUCAGAAGACAUCUCCUGUAUCAGCCACCGCCCAUGCAAAACGCCCAAAGAACAAGAAAGACGUUCCGAAGAUGUCGCGAGGAACUUGCACAGCUGAAGAUGCUGAAUACCGAUCACCUUAUCUUAGUAAAGCGUCUGGACCAAACCCUGAUCUUCAUCUUGGUGCAAAUGAUGAACUUCUGUUAGCGGACUACAUGACCUGGAGUGGUCCCAAUCCAGAAUUACUUCAGACGCCAAGUCCCCGUUCAUCUCUUGCCAAGGGACCUGAUCCAACGUUAUUGGGAGAGCGCACGUAUAAGCCACGAGGCCCCAAUGCUGAGCUGAGGAAAGGUCCGUUGCGGGGACUUGCAAAGGGAAGCAUUUACUCUCGACUGACUGCUUCUGCCACUGCUCAGGUCUGUGGUGAAUCUCGAGGGAAAUAGCAGUACCCUUGUUGUCUCUCAUGACAGCAUAUGUCUGUCUGUUUUGCGAAUGUAAGAACCAUGCUAGGAUUUUAGGCUUGAGACUAUGGAACAUGACAUUAGAACACUUUGUACUUAUUUUUCUGAAUGUCAGUGCCUGUCGAUUGACAGCUCAGGGAAAUAGGUGAGGAGUAGGACUAGUCUAACUCUUUUAGGUUAUGUCCUGCAUUAUUUUCUGAUGAGAUAAUACUUUGAGGCCCUAAUAAUUUCAACAAUUUAAUUCACUUUCACAUUAAGCCACAAUAAGUAGCAUUAUCAAUGUAUUACAAAUUGGUCAAUGAUGCUUUUGCAUUUGUUUCUGUGUGUUAUUACACAUAAACUGAAUUUUUGUUUAAUUUUUGUUGUUGACAUUUUACUCCUCGAUUUCCUUGAUGUGUGCUUUCUUUGAAAAAAUUAUGAUUCAGAAACUCCAUGAAGUUUUGUUUAUACAUGGCAUAAUUAUAGAACAACAAGGCACUAAACUUAAAUCUUUAAUAAUUUCAAUAAAAACUAUCAAAAGUAGCGUUAUUCAAUAUAUCGUAUCUUCUAAUUAACUUGUUUUAAUACUAAAAUUAAAACUAAAAAUAAUGUUAAAAUCUACUUAGUUUCCUAUUGGAAGUUAUAUCAUUAUAAUGCUGUGGCUAAAUACUCGUAAAUGGUAUAUUUUGUGAGUAUUAAUGAUUCUAAAUAGAAGGUCUUAUUUCCCAUCAUAUUACCAAAGAUUAUAUAUUAAUCAAUGCAUUUAGCUAUUUGAGACACGUAAGACUAUUUCUAUUGACAUUUUUUGAUCAAGAAAUUGUGUUCUUUUAAAAUAUUGAGGAUGUUCAUCGAUUAUCUCAAGGGUUAGUUAUAUUCUUUCCUCCCUAUCCAAAUGGGAGGCACACUUCAGUAUGUUACUUUUGUACUUUUUAUUUUAUUUUUUUGAUCUAUCUUCUCUGUCUGGUCUCUUAUACUCUAACACCUACUGUUACCUCAUUGUCUAAUUUUUAGUAGUACUUAUGCUUUAAAAUGUGUGUUGUAAACAAAAGAUAUAUUUAAUUUUAUGACAUAAUGUUCUCUGUUCUUUUGUGUCUCAAUUCAAAAGUUGUUAAUCAUUACUGUGAAGUUAAAGAAAAAUGACCAAAGAAUAGUUAAUUAAAAUGUCUUGAAUUUACUGUACCAUCUCAUUCUUUAUCUUUAUGCCCUAGUAUUCACUUGGUUACCAUUGCAGUAAUAGUAAAAUAUGAACUAAAUACCUCAUUUUCUUUAUAAAAGAAUUUAUUUAUUUUGUUACUAUGGAAAACCUUUAUUUGUAUAUGACAGAAAAAGUAGAUAUUAGAUUUUAUGAUGCACUAUCUUUUGUGUACCUGCUUUGUGUUGACAUGCUAUUCAAAUGUAGGGUGUUUAUAAUGAAUGUAAUAUUUGAAUGAAGAUCUGGUAGUGACCAAACCAGGAUUCCAAUACAAAUCCUAAAAAAAUUAAUCCCAAAUUAUCCAGGUUCAUUUUCUAGCCCAACAUAUUUUAAAUGCACUGACAUUCUGCAUCCUUUUGGAAAAUGAAAACUGAGUAAGACUAUUUAGAUCUGGAUGUUAUUUGCAACAUCGAAUGAAUGUGAGGAAUUUUUUAAAGUGGUUAAUCACGUUAUUGUUUGCUAUUGACAAAUGCAUUUUGAAUAUUGAUUGCAAAAUUUCUUUACAUUGGUUAAGUAAAUUCAUAUUUUCAAGAAGUGUUAAUGCAUUCUAAAUUUUUGAACUAGUAUUCAGUGUAAUUGUUUAAAUAUUAAUCUUGAAACAUACUUUUAUCUGAUUAGUUAUUAGGUCAAUAUGGCCAGUGUUGAUAUUACGAAAUGUAAAUGUACAUUAUGAACACCCAUGACAUUUCGUAAGCUGAUAAGCUAAGUAAUAUAUUAUAUAUCUUAAAGCCAAAUUAGCCGUUAUUAUAUUUGUAUCUUUAAAAUAAAUUCCAAAUUUUUAGUAGCUAUUGAAGCAGAAAAUGAUCGUGGAAUAAAAUUGUAAUAAAAAUGCAUGCAUCAACCAAAACCACUGUUCCCAAAUGUAGGAGACUAAUGUUAAUGCGAGUGCAUAAUGUAAGCUUUGAUAUCCGGUUUUCCCAAUGGAUACUUACUGACAUUGCUUGUGAAUAAUGAUAUACCCAAAGUGUGAUGUUACAAUUGCUGCAUUUUUGUCACAUAUAUUCACGUGUUGGCAGUAUUAAAUCUUGAGAAUAAUUUCUUAUAUUCAUAAGUGACAAAUAGUGUAUUAUAUAUUUACAGAAUACAUAUAAAUAUAUUUAUUAUCUUUAUUGUAGUGUAGCUUGAAAUUCAAUUUGAUUGAAAAUGAAUGAGGUGGAGAACAUUGUAAUUGUUCAUGCAGUGGUAUUUUACAGAUAAUGGAAAAAUAUAGGAUUUUCCUUACAGCAUAUGAAUACUUAAGAAUAUUUAUUCCUAUAAGCAUAUUCUUUGGUAGUGUUAUGUUGGUAAAUUUUGCCUCAUUAAGUUCUCAAGGCAGUCUCAAAGAACAUUUUUAAGAUCAUUCUCUUUUUUUAAAUAAUAAAAGUAAUAAUAAAUGUGUAAGUGUGAUAUUUUGAAUAUGAGAGAUAUAUAAUAUGCAAGGGGGAAAACUAGUUGAUUUUUCCGAAUUUGCUUGCUACACUUUUUAUUUUCAAUGAGUAUAUGUUAUAUCAAACUUAGCAAUUUGUAAUUUUGAAUUUACUAUAUUAUUCCUCCCUUGUCCUUGCAGUUAAUUUUGAUGUAUUCACAAUUGUACUUAUUUGAGAAAAAACAAACAAUUUUUUUUAUUGAAUGUAAUGUACUUGAAUUUAAGGGUGUAGCUUGAAGUAUUGUUUCUAUAUAAACUUUAUAGUAAUGCAGUACCAAACAUUUGUAUUGGAAUCACUAAAGAUUCAUGAAUUGGCUGAAAUAAAUGUGAUUAUUGUAAUAUGUAAUAUGGAGAAUUGCAUAAAAAUCAUUUGAGACUGAAAUGAACAUGAAUAUGUUAUCAUGAUAUUAGAGAAUCUUGGGUUAAUUUCUUGCUGUGGAUAAUAAAAUAUCUUGUAAUGAUUUGCACAUAUCAAUAUUUUUGUGUUAAAAUAAAUUUUCUUUAAAGUUGUUUUCUGUAAAAUAAUGUGAUGUACUGUUCUAUUUGUAUUUGAUGGCCACUUGUCAUAAUAUAUAAAGCCUAAUCAUUAGUGAUAUUCAUAUGGCGCUUCAAUUUAAUGUAUCUGAAUUGUAAAGCCCAAAGACAAAUAAAUAUUGUACAUUAUAAUUGUUUCUUCAGUAUAUUCUUAAUAAUGUGCUCCAGUUUAAUCUUGGUGAAAACAUUUCAAUUCGGUAUGAAAUAACAAUAAAUGAGUAGUGUGGAAGGAUAUAAAUAUAAUUUGCUUAAUCCAAUAUGAAAUUUUAAUCUUAAAAUUUGUGUUCCCUUCAUUCUAAUUAAUAUCUGGGACCAGAACCAAUUUUUUUUAACAUUCUUUGAUACUACAAAUACUGCUUUCUAGGAUGAAUUUUAAAAUCAAAAUAUUGGAACUGUUCUCGAGAAAAUAAUUGUUUAAAAAUA
Gryllus bimaculatus (two-spotted cricket) is the source of this 6167-nucleotide messenger RNA. The record is from the annotation of a GenBank genome assembly. Lineage: Eukaryota; Metazoa; Arthropoda; Insecta; Orthoptera; Gryllidae.